Akanthomyces muscarius is the source of this 2343-nucleotide messenger RNA. RefSeq lists its product as uncharacterized. NCBI's taxonomy places the organism in Eukaryota, Fungi, Ascomycota, Sordariomycetes, Hypocreales, Cordycipitaceae. The record is from RefSeq and is a predicted model, not a curated record. Bases 1 to 2343 code for a protein of 780 amino acids. The transcript is spliced from 3 exons.
AUGUGGGACCGUCGCAGAGGCUUGGCCAACGCCGCAGGCAGAGGCACAGCUAGAGGCACAGGCAGUUUGGGCAGUUCCAGAAGCCCGCCAGGCACGGACAAGGGUCCUGCUAGCGCCUCCUUCAGUGGCCCGCAGCAAUCUUCAGCGUCUUUGGCAGGGUCCGAAUCGCUCUUUUGCGCACGCCAUCACCCUGUUACUGCUGCUGCUGCUGCUGCUGCUGCUGCUGCUGCUGCUUCACGGCAAACUGCCUCUACUAGCAACCAUCAUACUAAUAAUAAGCAACGCCUCGUUUGCCCACGCCCCAACCACAAGGCAUACUCGCUCUCGUCUUCAUAUUCACCUUCUCAGUUCGACAUCGACAUUGGGCUCGGCCUCGACCACUCCCUCAGCGCCCUCGGCAUCACCACAGACGUUACACACAAAUAUCGCAUCCUCAAGGGCAAAGCUGUCCCCCAGUCUCUUUACCCAGAAGACUCAUAUACCUCUCGCCUCGAUUGUUCCACCAGCUCUGGCUCCUCUCCAGACCUUGAACCACCUCCUCGCAAUCCGCGCCGCCUCCAGCAGCUGCGCUACCAAACGGCCUUUGCUCCCACCCGUUCUUCAUCCCUUUACAGCGCCGACGAAAGCGAUCCCGACGACGACGCCUCUCCAACCACGAUUCGCUUGGGCGUCGCUGCCCUCGACAUGGCGCAACCACUGGCCAUUCAGCCAGUUUCCCCUCCCAGCUCUCCAGAAAUCAAAGCCUGGCGCACCAGCACACGCGCAGAGAACGUCUCGCCCAUUGACGAGGAUUCGGACGCUUCGCUAGAGGAAUUUGUCCAAGCUAUCAAAGGAGAUCGUCGAGGCCUGACUCCUCCCGUUGAGCCUCCCCACUACAGCCAAAUUCCCGUUUCUCAGCGCGACCUGCCUGCUCCGCCUCGUCGUGGCCCGUAUCGCGGACCAGACAUAGACCGAGCGCCCGCAUAUCAGCGAGCACCUUCACAAAGAAAGCCCGUCAGCGACGAAAACGCGCAAUGGCGUCCACAGCCGCAAAGCGAGCCCCCUCGCGGGUUGAGACAGCGACCGCAGCAGCAGACCUUUAUCCCCGAGCGAGACUUAUCGUUUGGUCUACGCUCCAAACAGACAGAUGGACGGGCCAUGCCGCUCGAGACCAGACCGGCAUGGCAAGGCGCCAGUGGCCGUGAGCAGCAAAUGGGCGCGAUGCGAGAUGAUCCAAACGUUGCGCCUCUUUCCUUACCCGCCAAGCCUGGCAAGCGGAACGCCGCCAAGGGCGAGAGCCACUUCCGCGCCCGGCUCUCACAUAUUGGAAGCCCGCGUCUGGAUGGAACUAGCGGUCCUGGUGCUGCCAUGCGCAAACUCAUAUCCUCAAAAACACACAAAAAGGCCAACAGCCUCGCCACGCAGUCUCCUCGCACCCAGUACAACAUUGAUGCCAACCAGCAGAGCCCCAAUCCAUACCCAUCUCCGCCCUAUGAGGACAGGUACAGAAUGACAUCGACAUCCCCCCAGCUACAACAUUCACCAGGCCAAAGCAUCACUAUUAAACGCAAACCGCCUCCCGGUGCACAUGUCGACAGAAACAGCAACCAUGCGCAUCCUUUGGCCUCCAGUCCCAUCAACGAGGAUGACAUCCCGAAACCACCAACGCCUGAAAGUCCAGCUGCCCAUCACCAUUCGCGAGGCGACGCUUGGACGCAGCCUAGCUCACGGUUCAGCAUGACAACCUACGCCACAACUGCCGACGGAGUGACUUCUAUCGAAAACUCCCCCGCUAUUGGUAUGGAAUCGCCGCGUUUGUCCAUCUCAUCUUCUUUCGGCGGCCCGGUGUCUAGGAAUGAGCACCUGCGGUCCGUCUCAGAUGCUCCGUUUGCCACGCGCAGUGGUUUGGAAUUGAGACCUGACUCUGUGGCGUCAGACAAAACCAUCAAUAGGCUUGGUGGCUCCGGAUCAGAAGCCGCCGCCGCCGCCGCUACACCACGGCGAGCCUCGCUAUCGUCUCUGAGCAAACCGCUGCCACGCGCGCCGCCAGAGGUUUCGGCCGGCGACAGAGUGGGACAUCUCACUGCGCAGCUAGAGGGAUUGGCCAACAGGCGCCUCAAUAUCAACCGAUGUGUUAAGCAGAUGACGGAACUCAUUCCCAUCGACAAUCUUCUCGACAGUGACGCGGUGCAGGAGAGACGAGCGUCGGAACGAAAAAAGGUCGACGCUUUGAAAGCCGAGCUGGCAGAAAUACAACGAGAAGAGCACGAACUCGGUCUCAUGCUUCACCGUGCCUACAAGCGGCAGAACAAGGAGGCAGUGUACGAGCCCACGACUCUGUGGGUCAGACGAGUGGCUGGUUAA